Messenger RNA from Acanthamoeba castellanii str. Neff, 2034 nucleotides. Its product is annotated as diacylglycerol kinase catalytic domain containing protein. Bases 1 to 2034 code for a protein of 677 amino acids. The record is from RefSeq and is a predicted model, not a curated record. The transcript is spliced from 8 exons. Gene Ontology annotation, molecular function: ATP-dependent diacylglycerol kinase activity. Lineage: Eukaryota; Discosea; Longamoebia; Acanthamoebidae.
AUGGACACGUACGGCGACUACGUCAUCUCCAGCGCCGCGCAUCAGAGCUCGCCUCCAUCCACGUCGCCAAGCGGCCACAUUCCCACCUCAUUCGGUACCUUCUCGGCCUCGCCUCUCCUCUCCUCCUCGCCCCUGCGGCAAUCGACCGGCGCAUCCUUCCGCAAGGUGUCCCUCUUCAGCAGCGACAACACCAAGAGAGGCGCGAGCUCCGACUCAGAGGAUGCCGCGGGCUCGCCCACGCGGCCAGGCCUGCUCAAGCAGAGCCUGGCCCAGCAGCAGAAGCUGGACGAGGAGCGGGCCAUGGGCGGCUAUCCACGCACGGGCCGGCGCGGCAGCCUGGACGACAGCGUACGUCGGCACCGUCGCGACGACAGCGACACCUUCUACGCCGCCGGCGAGAAGGAUCGGAGGCAGAUCGCAGACGUUAAGCUCACCUCGCAGUCCUCGUCAGCCUUCGCCUCGGCCGCGUGCACCUCGUCGCCCGACACGGCGGAGACCCGAACGCGACCGAACGCCGCAGCUCCCGUCGUCGCCACCGCCGCCGCCAGGAAGAACUACCAGACCUUCAGCCAGACCACUCGAGCACCGCCUGCUUCGUCUUCGUCUUCGUCUUCCUCCAUUUCUUCGCCAACGUACGACACGCACGCCCAGGUAAAGAGGGCACUGAAGCCCAUUGGCGUCUCCCUCCUGCGCGAUCCCGUGCGAACGUCGACGCCUCCGGCAGCUGUGCCAACGUUGUCGAAGUCGUCGUCAUCGUCGACGUCGACGGUUUCAUUUGAGGCGUGUCACGCGGACGUGAGGGAGAAGGACAGGAAGAAGAAGAAGAAGGCCAAGAAGAGCUUCGUGGCCUUUGUCAACACCAAGAGCGGCGCGCAGAAGGGCGAAGACGCCCUCGAGCUGCUCACCGAAGAGCUCGGCGAGGAUCGCGUGUUCGACCUGGUCGAGCUGGACGACCUCGAGGACUGUCUCGAACAGUUCAGGGGCGAGGAGAACCUGUGCAUCGUAGUGGGCGGAGGGGAUGGCACCUACAGCUCGAUAAUCAAUGCGCUCAUCAAGAUGAAGUUCCAGCCCAUGCCCACGCUGGCCACCCUUCCCAUGGGCACCGGCAACGAUCUGGCGCGCGAAUUCGGUUGGGGCGGUGGUUUUGAGCCGGACGAGGAAAGCGUCCAUCGAAACCUUCGACCUCUAUCAGCAGGCCGAGCCCUCUCCACUCGACAUAUUAGGCCUCAGAAUGAAGUGACCGGUGAGUUCUCCGAGAGCAGGCGCACGGUGCAGUACAUGUUCAACUACUUCAACGUCGGCUUCGAUGCCCAUGUGGCCCUGGGCUUCGACAACACCAGAAAGAAGCACCCGUGGCUCUUCAAGGCCCAGCUCCUCAACAAGCUCUUCUACCUGUGUUCUGUGCCCGGGCCGGCGGUCAAUGGAAUGACGGACCUCCACAGCUGCGUCAUGGCCGAGGUCGACGACGAUCCCAUCACUCUGCCCAAGGACCUGCGCACUUUCGUGGUUCUCAACUUCACCUGCUACCAGGCCGGCCUAGAUAUCUGGGGAACGGCACAGGAAGCAGACAAUUCUGCCGGGUAUCCCAUCUUGUGGAGUACGCCUUCCAUGAGCGACCGCACGGUCGAAGUGGUGGGCAUCGGCGGACUCGACCACGAAGCGACCGUCCGCACCAACGUGUCCAAAGGUUAUCGGUUGGGACAGGGCAGCACGCUCAAGCUGCGCAUAUUGGACGACGUGGCCAUCAACAUCGAUGGCGAGCCCGAGUGGCAGAAGGCCCCGUGCGAGGUCUCCAUCACCCGGUGGGGCUCCAUCUCCAUCCUCCGCAGUCCCGAGAGCGACGACAAGGAGGAGGACAAGGAAAAGCGGGACAAGGAGCGACGAGAGAAGAAGAAGAAGCAGACCACCAAGGUGCGGAUCGGCAGCAAGCGGAUCGCCAAGCGGCGAAGGACGCCGGCAAAGCCCACCUGGGAACAGAGCAGCAAGUUCUCCUUCGGCGGCUUCCUCGUCUACAUGCUCACCGGCAGCGUCUAA